Messenger RNA from Salmo salar (Atlantic salmon), 2793 nucleotides. RefSeq names its product switch-associated protein 70. The record is from RefSeq and is a predicted model, not a curated record. NCBI's taxonomy places the organism in Eukaryota, Metazoa, Chordata, Actinopteri, Salmoniformes, Salmonidae. Gene Ontology annotation, cellular component: cytoplasm; nucleus.
GUGGACAAGCGUCUGGCAGCUUGUCACGUGACUGUCUCAUUGUAUCCUAGUAUGAGGAAAAACGUUCAGCUACACGAACUACUUUUAGUCGCGCAAGCAGCAAGCUCAAUGGCACUUCGAGACGAACUUUUAAAGCCAAUAUGGCAUGCGUUCACAGCGUUGGACCUGGACAAAAGUGGGAAAGUGUCCAAAUCACAGUUAAAGGUGCUCUCGCAUAACUUGUGCACUGUGAUGAGGAUCCCCCAUGACCCGGUGGCCCUUGAAGAGCACUUCAAACAUGACGACCAAGGCCCUGUCUCUACUCAGGGCUACAUGCCCUACUUAAACAAGUUCAUUUUGGACAAGGUCCAGGACAACUUUGACCGGCAGGACUUUAACAGAAUGUGCUGGACCCUGUGCGCCCGUAAGAACCUCAACAGAACCCACCUCCUCAUCUCUGACGAAGACGCUUUCAAGAUCUGGUGCAUCUUCAACUUCCUAUCUGAAGAGAAAUACCCACUGGCCAUCGUCACUGAGGAGAUCGAGUACUUCCUGCGCAAGCUGACGGAGGCCAUGGGUGGCAGUUGGGUGGAGGAGCGCUUUGAGGACUACAAGUUAGAGCUGAGCAUCAAGCAGCAGAGUCUGAGUGCCUGGGAGCUCAUCACCCUGGUAGGCAGGGGCACCUUCAGCAAGGGCGUGGACCGCCAGACCCUCUCCAUGGGCAUCACCGAGGUCUUCCACGAGCUCAUCCUUGACGUAUUCAAACAGGGCUACAUGAUGAAAAAGGGCCACAAGAGGAAAAACUGGACAGAGCGCUGGUUCCUCCUGAGGCCCGACUCCAUCUCCUACUACGUGAGCGAGGACCUGGCUGAGAAGAAGGGCGACAUCAUGCUGGAUGGAAACUGCUGUGUCGAGUCGUUACCGGAUAAGGAAGGAAAGAAGUGCCUGUUCUAUGUCAAAUGCUCUGACAAAAGCUAUGAGAUCAACGCGUCAGAUAAGAAGAGGAAACAGGAAUGGAUUCAGGCCAUCCAGAUGUGUCUCAGUCUGCUGCAGUUGGGACGGACGGUGCCACACCGCGAGUCCCUUCAGAAGCGGCGGGAUUUGAGGCAGAAACAGCAAGCGGAGCAGGAGGAGCUGGAGCUCAGGAUGAGGGAGCUGCAGACGGCCAACGAGAACAAGCAGCACCAACUGGAGGCCAUGAGGAAGAAACUAGAGGAGGCUGCUACCAACGCGGCGGAGGAGGAGAGGAGCCGCCUGCAGACCCAGACUGAACAACAGGAUCGCUACAGGAUGGACCUGGAGAGGGAGAAAAUGGUGCGACAGGAGAUGGAGGAGCAGGUGGCCCAGAAGUCCAGUGAGCUGGAGCAGUACCUGCAGCGCGUCCAUGAGCUGGAAGACAUGUACCACCGCCUGGAGGACGCCCUGGAGGACGAGAAACGUGCCAGGCAGGACGAGGAGACGGUCCGCAGGCUCCAGGCCCGGUUACUAGAGGAGGAGGCUGUCAAGCGGGCUGAGCUGGAACAGAUCCACCUCCACCAGCAGAGGGCCAUCUCUGAGACAGAAGUGGAGAAGCAGGAGCUGCGGAAGGAGGGAACGGCCAAGGAGAAUGCCCUGCAGGCUGCCAUGCUGCAGCUGGAGCAGCUAGAGAAAGAGAGGCAGGGGGCACUGGAGCAGUACCAGGAGGUAGUGCAGAAACUGGAGGAUGCAGCAAAUAACACCAGGACCUGGAAACAUAAAGUGUCCCACCAUGAGGGAUUAGUCCGCCUCGUUCAACCAGGUUCGAAGGGGCCUCAGAAAAUCACUAACUGGGGCCCAGCGGCCUUCACUGAGGCAGAACUGAGCUUGCGGAAGAAAGACUGGCAGGAGAGGAAGAGCCAACCCGCCGAGAACCAGUAGAGCCCCCAUUCCCACAUUCAACACACUCAUGGUUGCUGGAACAUUGAUGCAAUGUUGCCCUCAGUGUACCAAGUUGCGUCUUCAGCAUUCGUUGACCAACUCAAAAGAAAACAGGGAAGACAGGCUUGUUUUUACACAGACACCAGGGUUGUGUUCAUUAGGAAACGGCGAGGGCCUACCUGGACCUGUCCAAUACGAAAGGCUCAUUUUUGUUUUCUGUUGCAAAGCGUUUUGAAAUGUUUUCUAUUGCGUCCCCUAAUGAACACAACCUAGUUCAGAGCAGGUGCUGCACAGAUCUUGAUACUACCUGGAUAGCCUUAGAGGGAAAUGAACAGCCAGAUUAAAAUUGCUUUCAUAUGAAGGAAUAAAGGAGCUGCACACUUGACACUAAUAAAUGUAUGUUUGGGAAAGUGGAGUCGUUUUUAUCAAAAUGUUUUUGAGCGUGUUUUGGCGUAUUUCAAUUUUUCCUAAGAUUUCAGUUGUUUGUCUUUUUUAAAUGUUAAAACUACAGCUUGCAUAGUUUUAGGAUGACUGUUUUUGGUUCCAUUGUCAAAGUGAUAGAAUUUAUAGCGCUUAAAUAGCCCAUGUAAGUAUGAACAAAACUCCAUGAUAACAUCAUGAAAGGACAAUUCAUGGAAAUCAAAUGACCGGAGCUUAUCUCAAUAACUAGCCAUCAUACUGUACUGCUCUCAGUAUUUCAUGUCAUUUUUGUGUACACAUUCUGUAAGAAACAGGGCAUUUUGCAACAUUACACUUGAAGCAUUGUUGCUAGCAAAUUACAGGGCUUUGUACCCCGGUGCCAGAACCAUGAUCUUGGGGGAUAUAGUUGUUGUUGAACUUUUGGUAUUUUCUAUUCUUUAAUGUGUGUAAAUCGCUUAAUACAGAACCCUGUAAUAAAACAUUACAUCAAUCUUUAAA